CUGAAAUUAAAAAAAACAACACAAUUUUGCUUGAAGUUAAUGGUAGAUGAAAAGAAAAAUGUACAAAAAUUAAGUUUGAAGAAAUAUAUAUUGUAGAAUUGUGUCAAAUGAAUUAUGUUGGAUAAGCUGAAUGAAUCUAGGAAGAUCAUCUUGCCAAUUUUGCGAAUUGAAAUUUAUCUCUUACAACAUCCUCGUGCAAGUGUGAAUAUCCGUGAGCUUACCAGCAAAACUUUGGACAUACUUUACAAAGCUGAUGUUAGAGUUCAGUGUUUAAUGUAUUGGUACACGUCAUCUGUAUGUAACAGAAAAACAAAAUAAUGUUUCAUUGUCGGGUAAAAGCUUUAUUUUAAAUUAAAAAAAUAGUACCCUGUUAUGUAACAUUCAGGAAAAUAGCAUUAACUGGUAUUCUGGUGUUUUUAGGCGUCUUGCUAUCAUUGAAUGUGUAACAGAAAUUGUUUAUACGUUCUUAUUCAUUAUUCUUUUAUAAUGAAAUGAUGUUAUUAGGACAUAUAUAAGAAGACUCCAUUGUCCAUUAAUGUGUCUAUACAACUUGCAACUCAUUUCUUGUCAGUAACCACCACAGUCAACCAGGGCCUGCGUUGAAUCUAGCUGAUCCAAGAUGACUACGAAGGAAAUCACCAACAAUUUGAUCAUCAAUUACCUGCCACAGUUCCUCACAGACGAGGAGUUCAAGAACAUGUUUCUCACCAUCGGGCCAUUGAAGUCAACGAAAAUUGUCAGAGACAAGGCUACUGGUUUCAGUUACGGCUUUGGAUUCACAGAGUUUGUGUCCGUCGAUGACGCGGAACGUGCGGUCAAGGUGUUUGACUAUCUGCCAAUGUAUGGGAAAAGGAUACGGGUCCAGCAUGCCAACAAGAGCGAUGAGCUUUCGAAGGGAUAUAACAUCUAUGUGAAAAACAUUCCAAGCGAGUACACGGAAAGUGAGCUGGAAAAACUGUUUGAGCCUUUCGGUAAAAUCACAACAUGUAAAGUGCUGAUAGACCUUCAGACUGGACAGUCAAAGAACGUCGGCUUUGUGUUGUAUGAUACAAAGGGUGAGGCCGACAAAGCGAUCAGUGAAAUGCAUGGCAAAAAGUGUCCGGGGUCUAAUAAUUACCUUGUAGUGAAGUAUGCUGAUGAUUCCAGUGUUAAGAAAUCGGGCAAGAACAUGCCUAUCCCACCCAUUCUUCCUCAAGUAACCCCAGCUUCCCCCUUGGUUGCUCCACCACCUAUUCUUAACCAUGGAAACGGAUUUGUUUCACACAACAGCCAGGCAGGGCCAGUUCGCAAUCAAACAGCCAACCGCUUCCGUUUCAAUCCUAUGGCCAGGGAAGAUACGACUUUUGGACACCAGUCUAGUUUUGGGUCCGGAUUCACGAGCCCAAGCACAGGAGGGUACCAGUCUGGUAUGACGAGCCCAGAACCGAGCUACGCUGGCUCGUUGACAGAUAUACCACAGGGUCCUGGACCAUUCUCAAUCUUCGUCCACAAUAUUGGAGAGGACGCAGAAGACCGUGAGUUGUGGGCCCUUUUUUCUCCGUUCGGGACUGUUCAGAAGUGCACGGUAAUGAUGGAUACGGAGCGAAAGGUCUGCAAGGGCUUUGGCUUCGUUGAUAUGGUCCACGUGAUGGAGGCUUCCAACGCCAUCCAGAAUCUGAACGGGUACUUCUAUAAGGGCAGGAAACUUAGUGUGUCGUUCAAACACAAGAAAUGACAUUAAAACGACCUUUUGUUUGGGAGUGGCACAAAUUUAUGCUGAAAAGAGACUUGGUGUUCCUUUCUUUAAAUAUUGAUUCUACUUAUAUGGCAUUAUGAUACCCGGAUUUUUGUUUGAAAGUUUUCUCUUUAUUUUCUACCACACUGUUUUCACUAAAUAGUGUUAUUAUGUAAACAGAUCUCGAUCUAAUUGAUUUUAUUUAAAGUUUUUCUUUUCGAUUUGUGGAUAAUUGUUUGAUCAUUAUGCAAAUAAUUAAAAAACCUUGUAUUUACUAUAAGCAUUUUAUAUAAAUUGUUUUUGUUUGUUAAAUUAAUAUUGGUGCAUUCUUGAUUACUGCGAAAUUCUUUGUUAAAGGUUUUUCCAGAGUAAUGUCAAUGUUAAAUAGAUAAAUAAUCAUGCACCUGCAUGCUAAUAUCAUGGAAAAUUGUUCAAACAGUUUUUAUUAGCUCAUCUAUUUUUUGAAAAAAAAUUAUGAGCUAUUGUCAUCACCUUGGCGUCGGCGUCGGUUAAAUUUUGCGUUUAGGUCCACUUUUCUCAGAAAGUAUCAAUGCUAUUGCAUUCAAUCUUGGUACACUUACUAACUAUCAUGAGGGGACUGGGCAGGCAAAGUUAGAUAACUCUGGCGUGCCUUUUGACAGAAUUAUGUGCCCUUUUUAUACUUAGAAAAUUGAAAAUUUUGGUUAAGUUUUGCGUUUAGGUCCACUUUUCUCAGAAAGUAUCAAUGCUAUGGCAAUCAAACUUGGUACACUUACUUACUAUCAUGAGGGGACUGGGCAGGCAAAGUUAGAUAACUCUGGCGUGCAUUUUGACAGAAUUAUGUGCCCUUUUUAUACUUAGAAAAUUGAAAAUUUGGUUAAGUUUUGUGUUUAGGUCCACUUUAUUCCUUAAGUAUCGAAUCUAUUGCUUUCAUACUUGCGACACUCACUAACUAUCAUAAGGGGACUCUGCAGGCAAAGUUAUGUUACUCUGACUGGCAUUUUGACAGAAUUAUGGGCCCAUUAUACUUAUAAAUUGAAAAUUUGGUUAAGUUUUGUGUUUUGGUCCACUUUACCCUAAAGUAUCAUAGAUAUUUCUUUCAUACUUGGAACACUCGCUACCUAUCAUAAGGGACAGUAAAGGACAAGCUGCGUAACUCUGGUUGUCAUUUUUACGGACUUAUGGCCCUUUUUCGACUUAGUAACUUUGAAUAUAUGGUUAAAUUUUGUGUUUAGAUCCACUUUACUUCUAAAGUAUCAAGGUUAUUGCUUUCAAACUUCAAAUACUUUCAUGCUAUCAUGAGGGUACUGUACCUGGCAAGUUGAAUUUUACCUUGACCUUUGAAUGAAGGUCAAAUUAUUAAAUUUUGCUAAAAUUGCCAUAACUUCUUUAUUUAUGAUUAGAUUUGAUUGAUACUUUGACAAAACUACUCUUACCUGACAUACCACAAUAGACUCCACCCAAACCAUCCCCUGUG
Molecule: messenger RNA, 3170 nt
Organism: Dreissena polymorpha
Lineage: Eukaryota; Metazoa; Mollusca; Bivalvia; Myida; Dreissenidae
Product: ELAV-like protein 1
Exons: 2
Coding region: 620-1714 (364 amino acids)
Cellular component (GO): ribonucleoprotein complex
Molecular function (GO): RNA binding
Source: RefSeq, a predicted model, not a curated record